UUGAAUGAUUAGAAGACAGCCAUUCGAGGAACAUUUGAGAUUCCAAGUCUAUGAAGGCCAGUUAUGUUUGGAGCAAGGUUGAGAGAAUUUUGGAUGAAGCUAUCUAACUAAAUUGUCGUCAUGAGCAGAAGCAAGCGUGACAGCAAUUUCUACAGUGUAGAGAUUGGAGAUUCUACUUUCACUGUACUGAAACGAUAUCAGAAUUUAAAACCUAUAGGAUCAGGGGCACAAGGAAUAGUUUGCGCAGCCUAUGAUGCCAUCCUGGAACGAAAUGUUGCGAUCAAGAAGCUAAGCCGGCCAUUUCAGAAUCAAACCCAUGCUAAACGAGCCUACAGAGAGCUUGUUCUCAUGAAGUGUGUAAAUCACAAAAAUAUAAUUGGCCUACUGAAUGUGUUCACACCACAGAAAUCCCUGGAAGAAUUUCAAGAUGUUUACAUAGUGAUGGAGCUCAUGGAUGCAAAUCUCUGCCAAGUGAUUCAGAUGGAGCUAGACCAUGAACGAAUGUCGUACCUUCUUUAUCAGAUGCUGUGUGGUAUCAAGCAUCUUCACUCUGCUGGAAUUAUACAUAGGGAUUUAAAGCCCAGUAAUAUAGUAGUAAAAUCAGACUGCACUUUGAAGAUUCUUGACUUUGGACUGGCCAGAACUGCAGGAACUAGUUUUAUGAUGACGCCUUAUGUAGUGACUCGUUACUACAGAGCACCAGAGGUCAUCCUAGGGAUGGGAUACAAAGAAAACGUGGAUUUAUGGUCUGUGGGGUGCAUUAUGGGCGAAAUGGUUUGCCACAAAAUCCUCUUUCCAGGAAGGGACUAUAUUGAUCAAUGGAAUAAAGUUAUUGAGCAGCUAGGAACACCAUGCCCUGAAUUCAUGAAGAAAUUGCAGCCAACAGUGCGGACUUAUGUGGAGAACAGACCUAAAUAUGCUGGAUAUAGUUUUGAGAAACUCUUCCCAGAUGUACUUUUCCCAGCUGAUUCUGAGCACAACAAACUUAAAGCCAGUCAAGCAAGGGACUUGUUAUCAAAAAUGCUGGUUAUAGAUGCUUCUAAAAGAAUCUCUGUGGAUGAGGCUCUGCAGCACCCAUACAUCAAUGUCUGGUAUGAUCCAUCUGAAGCAGAAGCACCUCCACCAAAGAUACCAGACAAGCAGUUAGAUGAAAGAGAGCACACAAUAGAAGAAUGGAAAGAGUUGAUAUACAAGGAGGUCAUGGACCUGGAGGAAAGGACCAAGAACGGGGUUAUACGUGGACAACCAGCCCCUUUAGGUGCAGCAAUGAUCAAUGGUUCUCAACAUCCGUCUUCAUCAUCAUCUGUCAAUGAUGUGUCUUCAAUGUCAACAGAUCCAACAUUGGCCUCUGAUACUGACAGCAGUCUGGAAACAUCCGCUGGACCUCUGGGUUGCUGUAGAUGACUACUUGGUCUUUUAGGGGGGAGGGAAGGGGAGUCCUUUAGUCAUUGAUAGGGCACCUUUAAGAAAAUCAGUGGUAUUAUUUUUGAGUGUUUUUUCAAAAAUAAUUGUAGGAUUCAUUUUAAAGUGCUGUAAUUUUAAACUGUAAGUUGUGUUAAAAGCAGCCACAAAAAAUGUAUUUUUUUUUGCUGUAAUUAACUCUGUAAAAUAUUAAACCUGAUAAUUGUAUCAUGGUUUUAAAAAAUCUGCAUAUUUGCUUUACUAUUAUGCUGCUGAUCUUUUUUUACUGAAUUUGUAAGAUUUGUUUGAUCAAAGCACAUAUUAAUGUUGUCUCUGCCGUAUCAUGUAUUAUUUAAGAUUUUAUAGGUUUUUCAAUUUUUUUUUAUUAGAAGUUUUUCCAAAUGUUUUAUUCAUGAUUAUCCUUCAAAGUUAUAUGCUUGGUCACUUGUCUUACCCACGUGCAAGAGAAAAUAAUACAUUGUAGCCUGUUAUAGCUUUGGGUGUAGCUACUGUAGUGGUCGCAGUGAACACAGAAUCCUUUAAUUCUGUCUUCUUGCCUAUAACAAUUGAAUAAAAGCAGCAGUUAGUGAGUUUCAUUAGGAAAACCAUUUAUGACCCUUGACAAAGUCACCUCAUCUGAGAGGCAAUAUAAAUAUAAAGCAAAGCAUAUCUUUAUAGCUGCAGAAGUAUCCAGCCUGCCAAAAGGAGAUGGUGGCAGAACUGUGGCAUGCUGAAGCUUAUGAUCUCAAGGAGGAUACUUCAUGAAUAAUACACUGCAAUGCAAAUAAACUGUUUACUUCUACUAGCUAUUAGGCUGUUUUUGUACACACAAAACAAGGUAUACCCAGGGUAUCUAGAUUGCCAACAGGGAGAUCUAUAGCUAUAGUUCUGCAUACACAUAGCAGGUGGUUCUUUGGCAUUUAAUUUCCUUCUUAUUUUCCGUGUUAGGAUAGAGCAGUUCUAGGCUGGGUGUAUGUGUGGAAAACUCCAGCUUUUUGACCACUCUUUCUUCACCCAAAGUAACUGAUUCCUGUAAACCAAUCACUGGUGGGAGAACCUCAGGUUGUAAGAUUUCUGUAGCUAAUGCAUUGAGAGCAAUAUAUGCCAUGGUAAUGGGGGGAAAUAGCAGUGCUGGAUAAAUAGUUUUUCUCUUUCACUUCACUAUCAGACCAGCAAAGCAGAAAUCUUAAUAAUGGUUCUUUUAAAGCCAUGAAUAUUCAGUAUCUUUUAGCAUUGAAGCCCCCGCUGUCAAUGCUCUCUUUAAAAAAAACCAAACCUGUAGAUCAGUUGCUAAGUAGUCAUGUAAAAUGGUGCUGAUCCUUACAGAACUAUGUUAAUUGUUUACAUUUUAUAUUUACAGAAUGAUUUGUGUGUAACUGACUGACUUUGUUUAUGAAUGAGUAAAACAAUCAUCCAGAGUUUAUUCCUUUGAAAAGAGCAGAUUUCUCAAGAACCUAAACUAUAUUGAUUGCCUUGUGUAGAUAAAUAUUUUGUGUAGUGAAUUAAAAUGUGAAAAGGGGUUUAAAUUAGUGACACCUACAAAAAUGAAC
Mauremys mutica (yellowpond turtle) is the source of this 2951-nucleotide messenger RNA. It is a transcript of the gene MAPK8, whose product is annotated as mitogen-activated protein kinase 8. Gene Ontology annotation, biological process: protein phosphorylation; JNK cascade. NCBI's taxonomy places the organism in Eukaryota, Metazoa, Chordata, Testudines, Geoemydidae. Gene Ontology annotation, molecular function: JUN kinase activity; ATP binding. The coding region runs from base 121 to 1404 and encodes 427 amino acids. The transcript has 12 exons. The record is from RefSeq and is a predicted model, not a curated record. Gene Ontology annotation, cellular component: nucleus; cytoplasm.